AGUCACACAGAUCUGCUGUUCAUUUACACACACUGACACACACUCCGACACACACUCCGACACACACGGACACUCACCCCGGACAGCUUCAGAGGGAUAUGAGAGGUAACAGUGUGAGGGAUUCAGCACUGACUCUCUCUCUUCAUCUUCUACUGCUGCUGUUAGAUGGAGUUUCCUCUUACACUGAGUUCGAGAUCUCGGUACCCACUGGUGUACAGAUGGGUGUGUACGGGGAGGCGGUGCUUCUGUCCUGCACGUUCCCGGUGAGCGGUCAGUGGGACCCAGACAGCAGCGUGAUCACGUGGCAGCGCCAGCUAGAGGUGGUCCACAGUUUCUUCCACGGCCGAGACCAGCCGCAGUACCAGAGCCGGAGAUACGCCAACCGCACCAGCCUGUUCCACCAGGAGAUGAAGAAGGGGAACGCGUCACUCAGGCUGGACCGUACCACUCUGGAGGACGCGGGGGAGUACACCUGCUCCGUCAGCACUCGGCUGGGCAGCCAGAGGAAGAGCUUCCCCCUUAAAGUAGCAGCGUUCUACCCCGAGCCUCGUCUGCACAUCUCCGUGCUGAGCGACGGCCACGUGGAGGUGCUGGUCACCUCAGAGGGCGGGUUCCCUUCCCCCUCCCUGCAGUGGCUGAUGGGAAACGCCAGCGACGUCACCGACCAAACACACACGCAGCUGAGGCAGGACCAACACACACAUCUGUACAGCGUGAACAGUAAACUGAACCUCAGUGGAACCGUCAACUCCUCCAUCACCUUCAUCAUGAAGAACCCAGAUCUGGAGCAGGAGAUCAGGAGGAACAUCGACCUCUUCUCAGAAAAUGGAGGAUUUGACCAGAGCCGACAGCGAGCAGGACUCAUCGUGCUUUCUGUUGUCGGGGUCACGGCACUAGCUGUGAUCACUUCACUCAUGAUCUUUCUGCACUGGAGGAUGAAAAAGGAAAAGUCCAGAAAGAUUUCAGAGACUGACAUCGAGUCUUCAGCAGCUUCCAGGAAUCAGACAGCAGCAGAAAAUCCUGCAGAAGCAGCAAAAGCAGAUGAAGCUGAAAGUAGUACAGAAACUCUGUUAAAGGACGGUUUCAGGGGAGGAGGUUAGAUUAGAAGAAGAGAAGUAGAAUUUUAUAUUAGGAUUCAUUUAUUUAGAUGGACACUAGUCACUGACCUUCAUGUUCUACCUGUGUGGAGUCAAGGCUUCGAAACCACGUCUCCUUCCUGAUCACCAGCUCCUGUCCACCUCACCCCUCAUUCUGUGCUCACAAAAACAUUUUAGUGGACUGAAUGUAGAUUAAUAUUUCUGAUGAAACACGUUAAUGGUGUGUGCUCCGGUUCUGCUGUGAUCCUGUCCUGUGUGUCCAGGAGAAGAUCCAGACUCUGGUCAGCUUACUGAAGAACUGUGACAUAGAUAUUUUGUGAACAAGCAUUUUUACUUCAAAUGACCAUACUGUUGUUUUUUUUCUGUUAUUUAUUACAUUUUCACAUUACAUAUUUCAUAUUACAGUUUCACUGAUUUCAUUUCUGAUACCAGAUCAUACUAAACUAAACUAAACUGUGACUCCGCCCACUAUUUCAGUGGCUUCAUCACUUUUAACAGCUGUGAAGACGAAUCUGGACAUGAGAGGAGAACUAUUUCAGAAGAACAGAAACUGGAGGUUUCACUGAACUCCUGACACCCAGAUGUUUAGACAGAUGUUCAGGCAGAUGUUCAGGGUGUUGUGUAAUUACAGUUCAGUUCUAUCAGUUAGUGUUAAAUUCAGUCAUAAACAAUGGCAGCUUCGGUCAUCAUCACGGUGACAUCAUCAUAAUAUUUAUGUUUAAAUAAAAUAUUGGAAGGUUUCUGAUCUGUUAAAAGGUCUGUGUUACUCGAUGGGUCACUCUUGCUGGACAGGAGGCCUGAAUAGUGCUGAAGGCUUCACAGCAAUGACAGUGUGGGAUCCUGCUGCUGGACCACCAGGAGGCCUGAUGAAUUCUUAAUUUUCAGUCAUGUGGUAUUUAUGUAUUUAAACACAAAUGUUUAGAAAUGUUGUGAAUGUGCGAUCUUAAAUAAAAGUGCAGCUUAAACUGAA
Hemibagrus wyckioides is the source of this 2067-nucleotide messenger RNA. RefSeq names its product CD276 antigen-like. The transcript has 4 exons. NCBI's taxonomy places the organism in Eukaryota, Metazoa, Chordata, Actinopteri, Siluriformes, Bagridae. Gene Ontology annotation, biological process: negative regulation of T cell proliferation; positive regulation of T cell proliferation; immune response. The coding region runs from base 99 to 1100 and encodes 333 amino acids. The record is from RefSeq and is a predicted model, not a curated record. Gene Ontology annotation, cellular component: external side of plasma membrane.